GAGAGACAGAUUUUCCGCCGAGUUGGGCCUCUCUUCCCUACAGUCAUUGCCGGGCGGAGACGAAGGAAGGAAGUAGUAAUUUAAAUGCAUGGCGAAUAGUUUGGUGACAGAAUGUCGUUUGGAUGGUUGAUCAUAUUUAAUUAAUUUGAUCGCACACGCUAAUAACUUCACCCACCGUGUUUGUGGCAGCUAGCUAGUGUGUCAGAAGUAGCUACCAGCCAAGUUAGCCCACAGACUGCAGCAACACAGUGGACUGAUCGGGGCUGAUAGCUCAGCCAGCCAGCCAGCCAGAAGUGAGGACAGCUCGGCUCUUUCAGAUAUCGUGUCAUGGAGGACCCAUUUGACAGUGAGCGAGCGUCCCUGCCCAGGAACAUGAUAGAGAACAGUAUGUUUGAGGAGGAACCUGACGUGGUGGACCUGGAUAAAGACUCUACAGCCUUCCCGGCGUUGGAACCAGAUGAGGUGGUGUACGAGCCCCGUAGCUCCCGUCUGCUGGUGCGAGGUCUGGGAGAGAACGACCUGGACGAUGAGGAGGAGGACUAUGAGUCGUCAGCCCGCCUACUGGGCAUGUCAUUCAUGAACAGAAGCUCCACCCACAAUCCUAGCUCCUCCCCUUACAACAGACAGGCUCCACCCAGGUCAUGUUCCUGCUCCUCGGCUCGUAUGCUGGUGGUGGGCGUGUUCAUCUUGGUACUGGUCGCGUCCAUGGCGAUGGCUCUCUACUUCCUGCCUGGCUGUACCUUCACUAAGGCUGGCUGUGGUAAGGCUAACUCCUCCACUCCUAUGGAGCCAUCCUAUCCUAACAGCACCAAUGGGGAGCUGUUUCCCUGGAAUGAGCUCCGACUCCCAGCCAGUGUACGGCCUGUGAACUAUGACCUCUCCUUGACCCCUAACCUGACUUCCAUGACCUUCACUGGCCGCACUGUCAUCAACAUGACAAUACUACACGACACCAAGCGCAUAGUUCUGCACAGCUCUGAACUCAAUAUCACCAAGGCAACCUUCCAGGUUGGAGAGGAUAAGAGUGUUGAGGUGAAGGUGUUGGAGUAUAAACCAUGGCAGCAGAUAGCUGUCAGCUUCCCAGAGGAUCUGAAGGUAGGCCAGGUGUGUGUGUUAACGUUGGACUACGCAGCCAACCUCUCACACACCUAUGACGGCUUCUACAACAGCUCCUACAACGACAAGACUGGAGCCAAGAGGGUCCUAGCUGCCACCCAGUUUGAGCCCCAGGCAGCCAGGAAGGCCUUCCCCUGUUUUGACGAGCCGGCUUUUAAAGCCACUUUCCUGGUCAGGAUCACAAGGGAGCCUGGAUACAUCACUCUGUCCAACAUGCCCCAGGCUAAGACGACUACAUUACCCAGCGGCCUAUUGGAGGAUGAGUUUGAGCAGACUGGCGUUAAUAUGAGCACCUACCUGGUGGCCUUCAUCGUAGCCAACUUCACCAGCAUUACUAGAAACGUCUCCAAUACACUGGUGUCAGUGUACUCUGUGCCAGAGAAGAAGGAACACACACACUAUGCUCUGGACACAGCCUCCACACUGCUGCACUUCUACAACACCUUCUUUCACAUCGACUACCCUCUGAGGAAACUAGACCUGGUUGCUAUCCCAGACUUUCUGGCGGGGGCGAUGGAGAACUGGGGUCUGAUCACCUUUAGAGAGACCAGCCUGCUGGUGGGAAACCAGUCCUCUCCUCUCGACAAACAACUCAUCGCUAACGUCGUAGCCCACGAGCUCGCUCACCAGUGGUUUGGGAACCUGGUGACGAUGCGUUGGUGGAAUGACCUGUGGCUGAACGAAGGCUUCGCCACCUACUGGCAGUACACGUCCCUAAUGACAGAGUUCCCACAGCUGGACCUAGACAAUGUGUUCCUGGGGGUGCGCUUUAAGGCCAUGGCCAAAGAUUGUUUAAAUUCCUCCCACCCAGUGUCAGUGUCGUCCCAGGUGACCACACCUGAGCAGGUGUCUGAGAUGUUUGACUCUGUCACCUAUGAGAAGGGUGCUUCCCUCCUGCUGAUGUUGAAAACCACUCUGCCAGAUGGUCAGUUCAGGAAAGGACUCAUAAAAUACCUGGAUAACUACAGAGGAUCUAACACUGUUACUGAAGAUCUCUGGAACAGUCUCACCCAGGCCCAGGUGCUUCCCCAGCAGGAGAGUGUGUCAGACAUGAUGAGAACAUGGACGCUGCAAAACGGCUUCCCAUUAGUCACCGUCAGCCGCAUGGGUGGUCACGUGACGCUCACGCAGGAACACUUCCUGCUCUCCGCAGACAACGCCACACACACCUCUAACCUGUGGCAUAUCCCCGUGACGUAUGUGAAUGACAGCUGUAGCUCUGCCCCUUCCUGCAGACAGAUCUUCACGCUGAGAAAUAAGACAGCGACUCUGAAUGUGUCGGACAGUGUGAAGUGGCUGAAGUUCAACUACAUGAACACGGGCUUCUAUAUAGUUCACUAUGGAGACGAGGGCUGGGCCACUCUCAUAGAUGCUCUUAAGACUGAUAUCAACACACUCACACCCCACGACCGCGCUUCACUCAUACACAACAUCUUUGCCCUGUCCAGACUGGGUCGUGUGUCCUUCCGUCAAGUUUUAAAUCUGUUGGACUAUGCCACCAGUGAGACUGAGACUGCUCCUCUGACAGAGGCCCUGUCACAGCUCAGCUCUGUCUACAGACUACUGGACAAGAGACAGGAGCAAAGACUGGUGGCCCGCAUGAAGGUGUACAUUUGGGGUCAUUUUGGCCAGCUGAUGGACAGUCAGGACUGGGGAGAGGAGGAGAGUGUGUCCAGACAGGAGCUGAGGUCAGUCCUGCUAGAGAUGGCCUGUAGUCUGGGACGGCAGAACUGUACUGACCAGGCCACGGCCCUCUACGACCAGUGGACCAACUCCAACCAAACCAAACAGAUCCCAGGUGAUUUGCAGCGAGUGGUGUUCUCUACAGCGGCCCAGUCUGACCUCAGAUGGCUUUCUCUCAUGGAGGCAUACAGUUCCACCACAUAUGACUCUGAGAAACGCAAGAUACUGCAGGCCCUGGCCUCCACACAGGACCCACAAAGCAUCGUAUGGAUUCUGAGCACGGGGCUCGAGGGAGGGAUUAUCCAGACCCAGGAGCUGCCAUUGGUCAUCAGCACCAUGAGUGACGGCUUCGCUGGCCACUUGCUCGUCUGGGAAUUUGUCAAAGAGAACUGGGACAGGAUCAUAGAGAAAUUCCCAGUGGGGUCCUAUCCCAUCCAAAGCAUAAUCAAGUCCACCACCUCCCAGUUCUCCACUCAGACACACCUGGAGGAGGUCCAGCGUUUCUUCUCCAGUCUGAAGGAGCGGGGGUCUCAGAUGCGUAGCGUCCAGGAGGCUUUAGAGACCAUCAGACUGAACCAGCUCUGGAUGGACAGGAACCUCCCAACACUCAGAAUAUGGCUCUAACAUGGCCGCUUGGCAACUGUCGCUCCCGGCAACCUGCUCCGAGGGCCAUGUUGCCAUGGCAACAGCAGUGUUUGCACUAUAGUAGGGCUUGUGUCUCAAAUGACAUCAUAUUCCCCAUAUAGUGGCUACUUUAUUUUUUCACUAUGAUCAAGAGUAGUUCACUAUAUAGGGAACAGGGUGUCCUAUGAGUUGUAGUAGCCAGCUCAGGGUUGCUCUAGAGAUUGUGUAUCUGACCCCGUAUCAAUCAGACUCUAACUCCUCUCUUUCUCUAUGCUGUCGACCAAACCUUCACACCGCUUUCAUCACAACAGCAUGCCUGGACACACAAACUCAACGUGCUUCACAUUGUAUGGAGGCAACUCACCCAUUCCACCACCCCCUAGUGCUGUAGCAUCCACCUGAGAAAGGACAAGGAAUACAGGAAGAGAACAUGCUGUGUAAUCAGCGCUGGCAACAUGUCAUCAGUAUGUGUCACCUGUGAAACUCAUGGCUCAGUGACUAAUUGUGCUCUCUCAGGCCCUGGCCCCGACUCCAGCCUCCACAUGAAUGUCCUACUGUCUGGGGGAGGAGGGGGAGAAUGUCUGUUGAAGGCCAGAGUAAGGCUACAGAGCUGACACACAAUACAAAGGGGUUAGGUGACCGUGUACAGUAGACACGCUCAGCAGGCUACAGCCAGAACGUGUAUAUGUUGAAGGAAAAUACCUUACUGUUUAGAUCAGUGGUGUCCCCCCAAAAAUGUGGGACUAAAAAUAACUCAAACCAAAUUGAAACUGUAAAAAUGCUAAUGGCGCUAUAUUUAUAGCGUUUAUUGACUGUCCAGCUCACUAAUAAUAACUUAAAUGAAAACUAGACAGUCGGGGAGCAUCGAAAAUUCUCAAAAUGAUGGAUAGAGGACCAUUUUUUGGGGCAGAUUUUGGCACUUUUUAGAUAUUUGUUUUUAAAGAGCGAAUGCGGCCCUCAGGGUAAAAUGAGUUUGAGACACCUGGUUUAAAUGCUCCCAAAGUGAACUCUACCACUUUUCUACCACUGUCGGUCUGUUAGUUAGACCUCAAGAAGUGUUUUGGUCUGUUGGUAUAAACCAGGGGACAACGUUUGGUUUGGCCCGCAAGGACCACUAGGGGGCCCCCGACUGACUUCCUUUUUUAGGAAGUCAGUCGGGUUCACAACUUACUGUUACGAGAUACCAUAGUAGAAUACAUAACGUGUCAUUUCAAAAUGUGGUAGUGCCUCAGCAGUUUUCCUCUUGUUAUGUCAGUCACUGACAGUCAAUCAACUAGCCCGUGUCAGCUAACAUCGAUUGCUAGGUAAGUUAGUCUAGCCAGCUAUCUAAACCUUGUAGUAAUCAUAGCCGAAUUACUGACUGGGCAUCCAAGGCACAUGCCCAGGGGCCCUGACCUCCAGGGGCCCCUCGUUUCAUUUUGUUAUUCACUCUCACGGAUAUCAUAGGAACAUGGCAUAAGCCAUAGCAAACUAUGUAGAACUGCAGGGAAUUAGCAUUAAAUGUGGCAAAAUGUCUCACCAUCCCAUGGAAAAAUGUGUACAAUCACAUGAAAUUAGUCAUGUUGAAUUGCUGAAAAUCUGCUUUAAAAUACUGGCAAUCAGAAUGUGUUGUUAGGUGUCAAGUUAUACGGCUACGAUUUGAUUCCUGUUUCAAGACCCUAAAAAGCUAUUGUUUACCUUUUUUUAUAUUUCUAAAUAAAUGAUUUAUUUUAAUGGGCUGCAGCUCAUCACUCAGAUGAUGUUUUGGUACACCAAGCCCAAGAGUUUGAGCCCCCCUGGUGUAAACGGUGGAUGAGCUAAACACCCCGGCACUUCUGACGUAACUUUCAUUGUUAUAUUUUGACAGUUAUUUUGACAGUCAUACAUUCAUGUUUAUCUAACAAUAUAACAAUAUUCAGAUUGAAGGAGUAUAGUUAAGACCGCUUUCUGCUUUUCCUUUGCGUGCAGAUUUUUCUUUAGUUUUUGAUGUUUGGUUUUGAUUGUAUAUAUGGUGUGUAGUGUGAUGUCUCAGACGUAUGAGUCCUGGUCAAAUGCUUUUAAUGGUUUUGUUUUUACUAAAGAACAAAGUGUACUGAUGAAUGUGAGGUCACUUCAAGGGCUCAGGAUCUUGUAUGAAACACAGCUAACUGUAGAUCCAUAUUAGGGUUGGGUGGCUGCACCAUGGUUCUUUUCAAUUUAAGUGGUGGUAAUAAUGAAAUCAACAACUUCUUUAAAUUAUAAUGUACGUUUUUAAAGUACAGGGUUGCCUGAUUGUUUCUGUCUUUUCCAUUUAAGGAGUUUAGUGAGUGACCUAACAGUGUUGCAUCUGUAGACCUGGGUAGUGCAGUUUUAGCUGUGUCUGUAGUCCAACAGUCUUCUGUCGUUGGUUAGCCUGGCUUAGUGGGCUAGGUUACAUUUGUCUCACUAUGUGUGAGCUCUAUGGUACUCCGUUGUCUAUUGUAGCCCUGUUGUUUUCCACUCUGUGUGGAAGAUGAUUGUAUCAGCCUCCCGGCUGACUCUGGGUAGAAGAUGAUUGUAUCAGCCUCCCGUCUGACUCUGGGUAGAAGAUGAUUGUAUCAGCCUCCCGUCUGACUCUGGGUAGAAGAUGAUUGUAUCAGCCUCCCGGCUGACUCUGGGUAGAAGAUGAUUGUAUCAGCCUCCCGUCUGACUCUGGGUAGAAGAUAAUUGUAUCAGCCUCCCGUCUGACUCUGGGUAGAAGAUGAUUGUAUCAGCCUCCCGGCUGACUCUGGGUAGAAGAUGAUUGUAUCAGCCUCCCGUCUGACUCUGGGUAGAAGAUGAUUGUAUCAGCCUCCCGUCUGACUCUGGGUAGAAGAUGAUUGUAUCAGCCUCCCGUCUGACUCUGGGUAGAAGAUGAUUGUAUCAGCCUCCUGUCUGACUCUGGGUAGAAGAUGAUUGUAUCAGCCUCCCGUCUGACUCUGGGUAGAAGAUGAUUGUAUCAGCCUCCCGUCUGACUCUGGGUAGAAGAUGAUUGUAUCAGCCUCCCGUCUGACUCUGGGUAGAAGAUGAUUGUAUCAGCCUCCCGUCUGACUCUGGGUAGAAGAUGAUUGUAUCAGCCUCCAGUCUGACUCUGGGUAGAAGAUGAUUGUAUCAGCCUCCCGGCUGACUCUGGGUAGAAGAUGAUUGUAUCAGCCUCCCGUCUGACUCUGGGUAGAAGUUCCCUGUAGGAACAGAUCUAUGAUCAGUUACACAACAAUUCAGACCUUAAUCAAAUAUAAAACUGACCUUGGAUCAGUGUCUAGGGCACAGUUAAAUGAGGAGGACGGGCUUCUGGUAAUGGCUGGACCAGAAUAAUGGUAUCAAAUGUAUCGAACACAGCUUCCAUGUGUUUUGAUGCCAUUCCAAUUCCUCCGUACCAACCAUUAUUUUGAGCCGUCCUCUCCUCAGCAGCCUCCACUGGUCUAGAGGUAACUACCUCCUCUCUGCUGCAGCAGCAUUGGCUCAGAUGUUGGCAACCACUGAAUGUCCUCAAGGAGAUCUUCUAUUACAUAACAACAUGACAAAUGAAUAUCUGAGCUUCUAAUGUAGCUUCUCUUCUAAUCUAAAGCCUCAGAGGUCUGUAGCUAUGUCUCCUGUUUGGUACUGUCUCAAUCUGAAGGAGGGUUUACUUCUCACUCUGAAUGUUGUGAUGUCAUGUUGAAAACAUUGGAACAGCUAGGUCGUAUUGGCCGUUAUGAUAUGUCUAUUAUGAACUCUAUCUUGGGUGCAGAAUUGUCAGUGUAUUCCUAUGCCAAGUCCACCUCUAGUGGCUCAUCAUUUUAAACUGUUUUGCACUGGGGUUGAAUGAUACUGAAUAUUGUCAAGCUCUUCAUUGUCAUGAAAAAAAGACAAAUAAAAUGUUUUCUGGA
Oncorhynchus mykiss (rainbow trout) is the source of this 7268-nucleotide messenger RNA. It is a transcript of the gene lnpep, whose product is annotated as leucyl/cystinyl aminopeptidase. Gene Ontology annotation, biological process: regulation of blood pressure; peptide catabolic process; proteolysis. Lineage: Eukaryota; Metazoa; Chordata; Actinopteri; Salmoniformes; Salmonidae. The record is from RefSeq and is a predicted model, not a curated record. Gene Ontology annotation, molecular function: zinc ion binding; peptide binding; metalloaminopeptidase activity. Gene Ontology annotation, cellular component: cytoplasm; plasma membrane.